Molecule: messenger RNA, 867 nt
Organism: Musa acuminata AAA Group (dessert banana)
Lineage: Eukaryota; Viridiplantae; Streptophyta; Magnoliopsida; Zingiberales; Musaceae
Product: anthranilate O-methyltransferase 2-like
Exons: 4
Coding region: 1-867 (288 amino acids)
Biological process (GO): methylation
Molecular function (GO): S-adenosylmethionine-dependent methyltransferase activity
Source: RefSeq, a predicted model, not a curated record
AUGGGCAAGAGGAUAGAAGGAAUCCUUCACAUGGUCGGAGGAGCUGGGGAAACCAGCUACGCCUCCAAUUCUAAGUUUCAGGCGUCAGCAUAUCUGAUCACUGGUUUGCUAACUGCGUCCCAGGAGAAGGUACUUCACAUGGCGAAGCCAAUACUGGAGGAGGCAAUAGGAGGGGUUUACAUGUCGCUGCUCCCCGAGAGGAUGGCGGUGGUCGACUUAGGUUGUUCCUCGGGCCCUAACACUUUGGAGGUGGUCUCCGAGGUGCUCGACGUGAUUGGCAAGCUACGGCGGAGCCUGGGACGCCAGGAGAUGCCGGAGAUCCUGUUCUUCUUGAAUGACCUCCCGGGGAAUGACUUCAAUCACGUCUUCCGGUCUCUGGGAGAUUACAAGAGGAAGGUCGAGGAGGAGAAGGGGAAUCUGCUGGUGCCAUACUACGUCGUGGGAGUUCCAGGCUCCUUCUACGGCAGGCUUUUCCCUUGUCAAAGUGUCCACUUCUUCAACGCUUCCUGUUGUCUCAACUGGCUCUCUCAGGUUCCUGAAGGUGAACAGGGAGUUCUACUCAACAAUAAGAACAUCUAUGUUGCAGAGACAAGCCCACUGGAAGUUGUGAAAGCAUAUCAAGACCAACGCCAAAGAGACUUGUCAGAGUUCCUUCGGUGCCGUCAUGCAGAACUAAGCUACGGAGCAAGAAUGGUAUUGUCAUUUGUAGGAAGGAAACGGAGUUAUCCACCCUGGGGAGACAUGGGAUACCUUUUCGGCCUGUUAGCCGAAGCCCUGAGUGCUUUGGUGUCACAGACUUCUAUUGAUGUUGAUGCCAUCAUGAUUCAAGGAAAUAGGCAAUCAUCUAUUGUUUAUUAUAACAUUUAG